AUGCUGCUGUAUUUAUGUAUGCCAGCCGAUAUCCCGACCGUGGUACACCUGACCUUUGAGUGUGAGGCCCGUGAGCUGCGUCAAUAUCAACAGAAAAAAAUUGAGCUUAAAGAUAAAGAAUUGACUGCCAACCUUCAGUUGAUUGAAACCAAGGAUAAGCAAUUUGCUCUUCAGCUUCAACUAAUUGAAGCCAAGGAUAAGCAAUUGGCUCUUCAGAUUGAAUUACUUAAGUCCAAAGAUAAGCAGGUGAAUGUAAAUCUGGAGUCAAAGGAUAAGCAAUUGGCUCUUCAGCUUCAGUUGACUGAAGCCAAAGAUAAGCAAUUGGCUUCUCAACUUCAGUUAAUUGAAGUCAGGGAUAAGGAAUUGGCUCUUCAGACUGAGCUUAUCAAUAGCUACAAGGCUAAGAAGAAUGAAAUGGAGAAUGAAAAUGAUAAGGAAAUACUAAGACUUAAGACUUUGAUAAAGGAGAAAGAUCUUAGAAUAUCGGAUCUUGAACUUAAAAGUACUGCAAAUGGGGCGAAGAUAAAUGAUCUACAAACGAAGCAAACAGAAUAUAUGAAAAUCUUAGAAGGAUCUAACUGCCUAGGCAAAUCGAUCGCAUCUAUAAUUAAGUUGCCACACAUCGAGCCAUUCCUCGUGCCCUGCGACUUCAAGAUAGCGGGAUCUGGUUGGAUUGUGAUUCAACGUAGGAUGGAUGGGACUGAAGACUUCAACAGAAACUGGGAGGAAUACAAGGCAGGCUUUGGCGACUUGCAACAUGAAUAUUUCAUAGGAUUGGAGAAGAUGCAUUUGCUUACGCAAUCGCAGCCGCAUGAAUUGUAUAUUCAAUUAGAGGACUUCAAUAAUGAAACCCGAUAUGCCCGAUACAGCGAUUUCCUUAUUGGAAGCGAAGAAGAAUCGUAUAAGAUAAUAAAGGUUGGCGAUUUUUCGGGAAAUGCUGGAGAUUCCCUUAUUUACCAUAUAGGCAUGAAAUUUUCAACAAAAGAUCGGGAUAAUGACAGAGCUAAUAAUAGCAGUGCGAUUCUGUAUAAAUCUGGAUGGUGGUUUAAUAAUUGCCGUUCCUGUAACUUAAACGAACUAUAUACAACUGAAGAUGUUGGACUAAGGAGAAGGGGCAUAUCUUGGAAUGAAUGGCACUUAAAUCCGAUUAAGUUCGCACAAAUGAUGAUCCGGGCAAAAGUUUUUUAA
Drosophila hydei is the source of this 1188-nucleotide messenger RNA. RefSeq names its product fibrinogen-like protein 1. The record is from RefSeq and is a predicted model, not a curated record. Bases 1 to 1188 code for a protein of 395 amino acids. The transcript has 3 exons. NCBI's taxonomy places the organism in Eukaryota, Metazoa, Arthropoda, Insecta, Diptera, Drosophilidae.